Molecule: messenger RNA, 429 nt
Organism: Funneliformis mosseae
Lineage: Eukaryota; Fungi; Glomeromycota; Glomeromycetes; Glomerales; Glomeraceae
Source: the annotation of a GenBank genome assembly
CAAUGCAACAAUAUCUUAAAUUGUUCAAUUUUCUAUGGCGUUUAAAACGCGUUGAGCAUGAUUUAUCAACAGCUUGGCGUCGUAAUAUGACUAGUGCAAGAAGUUUAUAUCAAAUUAAAAAGGUUAAAAAAGAAAUAAUUACUAGUAGAUUAGUUUGUAGUGAGAUGAUACAUUUUGUGUAUCAGUUACAAUAUUAUAUUUUAUUUGAGGUGAUCGAAUGCUCUUGGGAUGAACUUGUGACUGACAUUAAUAAAAAAUCCGGGGAUUUGGAUUCUCUUAUCGAGGCUCACAAUAAAUAUUUGACAAAUGUUACAACAAAAAGUUUUCUAGGCACGUCAAAUAAUCAGGAUGAACUUCAUAAUUUCGCUUUGAGAGAUUCUAGAGAUUCUGAUAUGUCAAAUCCCGAGAAAAUUCGGGGAUAUUCCGCUA